CAGCAGCGGAACAACAUACCGUUCUGUCAUCAUCUCAGAUAGGAAAGCAUAAAAACAUAUCGGGUCGGGACAUAGUGUCGAAUGACGAAUUUUGUUGGUGAUAGUGUUGUGCGCUGAUACUCAAUGAUUGGAUUCCUUUUGUAAUCGCUCCUCUUCGGGUUCUUUCAUGCGAAGAAGCGCCUUGAGCAAACAUCUCACCAAAUUGCGCUUAAUCACGCUGCAUACGCGGCAAUUAUUUUUUGUGGACACACCUGUGUGUUCACAUAAGAGGGAGAGAUCUGCACCGUCGUCGCCAUGGACGGGAAAGUACACGCUGAGAAGAAGAAGAAUCCCAGACAAGGUGCCAACUUCCUCAGCACCCUGACGUUUAGUUGGAUUCUACGCACUUUCUGGGUGGGUUACCGCAGAGAUCUUGAAGUAACUGAUUUGUACAAACCGCUUAACGAACAUACAAGUGGUAUUCUUGGUGUUAAAAUAGCGGACGCCUGGGAGAAAGAACGCAAGGCGGCGCAACAUCGGGGCAAGGGGGCACGGCCCAGCCUGUUGAAAGUCAUCAUCAAGUGCUUCGGCGUCAAGAUCGCACUUUAUGGAAUACUAUUGGCAAUCAUGGAGAUUGCACUUAGGGUGUUGCAACCGCUAUGUCUCGGCCGAUUGUUGCGAUAUUUCAAUACGAAGGAGAUGGACUCGACGGAAGCGUACUGGUACGCCGCUGGCGUGAUCUUGUGUUCCGCCGUCAAUGUGUUCGUCAUCCACCCCUACAUGAUGGCGAUAUUGCACAUGGGCAUGAAGAUCCGCGUGGCCUGCUGUUCACUGAUCUACCGCAAGGCGUUGAAGCUCACGAGGACCGCGUUGGGGGAGACGACGAUCGGCCAAGCGGUGAAUCUCCUGUCGAAUGACGUGAGCAGGUUCGACGUGGCCAUUAUAUUCUUGCAUUAUCUAUGGAUCGGGCCCGUGGAGACCAUCGUCCUUAUGUACUUCAUGUACAUAGAAGUCGAGAUAUCCUCGGUUAUCGGGGUGGCUGUUCUACUGCUGUUUAUACCUUUGCAAGGUUGGUUGGGUAAGAGAUCAUCUGUUCUGAGAUUGAAAACCGCCAUCAGGACCGACGAGAGAGUGCGAUUGACGAAUGAGAUUAUCACCGGAAUUCAAGCGAUCAAGAUGUACACCUGGGAGAAGCCAUUCAGCGCGCUCAUCGAAAUGGCGAGAAAGAGAGAAAUCGAUGUCAUCAGAGCGACGUCGUACAUUCGGGGUGUUACGAUGUCGUUCAUCAUCUUCACCACAAGGAUGUCAUUGUUCAUCACGGUGCUGGUUUACGUACUGUUUGAUAACAAGAUAACAGCCGAGAAGGUCUUCAUGGUCACCGCUUACUACAACAUCCUACGUACUACGAUGACGGUUUUCUUCCCCCAAGGAAUAACGCAGACGGCGGAAGCGAUGGUGUCCAUCCGACGUCUGCAGAAAUUCAUGAUGUACGACGAGCUCGAGCACGCGGGUAAAUCUGAGUCGAUGAUCAACGGGAAGGAAAAGUUCAAGAACAUCAUAGAGAUGGAUAUUACGGGGAAUAAAACGAAGGAAGGAAAGAUCGACCAGGAGAAGGACGAUCAGCAAGAAGUGCGACAUGAUCAAGGCGAUCACGGCGACCACGGCGAUCAGAACAAGGAGUACAUCAUCUCCAUCGAGAACGCCACCACGAAAUGGUUGGUCGAAGAAAAAGAAAACACCCUGCAGAACAUCACUAUCAAAGUGCGACCCGGCGAACUGAUCGCCGUCGUCGGCCAAGUCGGCGCAGGCAAGAGCAGCCUGAUGAACGUUAUCCUGAAGGAGUUGCCUUUACAAUCCGGUACUAUUAAGGUAAACAGCGGUGUCGCUUACGCGAGUCAAGAGCCGUGGCUGUUCGCCGGAUCGGUGAGGCAGAAUAUCCUGUUCGGCCGUAAGAUGGAUCAGAUCCGAUACGACCGCGUGAUCAAAGUAUGCCAGCUGAAGAGAGACUUCAGCCUGUUACCUUACGGCGAUAAGACCAUUGUGGGCGAGAGAGGUAUCAGUCUCUCCGGCGGCCAACGCGCAAGGAUAAACUUAGCGAGAGCCGUCUACGCCGAGUCCGACAUAUAUCUUCUCGAUGAUCCUUUGAGCGCCGUGGACGCUCACGUAGGCAAGCACAUGUUUGAGGAGUGCAUCGACAAGUAUCUGCAAGGGAAAACUCGAAUUUUGGUGACUCAUCAGUUGCAGUAUUUACGAAACGUCGGCAGGAUUAUCGUGUUGAAGGAUGGAGCUAUCCAGGCUGAAGGAACGUACGACGAAUUGGGUUCCAUGGGGGUGGAUUUCGGCCGACUGCUGGAGACUCAAACUCAAACAGACGAAAAUCAGCCUUCUUCGACGCCAAUCAGCCGUAGCAACUCACGUAACGCCAGUAUCACGUCGCUCAGCUCGUUCAUGACGAACGACACCUCCAGGCAGGAGCCGGACGAGGUGGCUGAGAUGCGAACGGUCGGCACUAUUUCCGGCAAAGUCUACUCGGACUACUUCCACGCGGGCGGCAACUGGUGCUUCAUUAUUACGGUCGCUUUGCUCUGCAUCUUAGCGCAAGCCGCCGCCAGCGGCGGUGACUUCUUCCUCGCGCGCUGGGUAGACUUCGAAGAGAUACAUGUAAACAAAACGGCGAACGGCACGGUGGUGGUCGACCCGAGUCCUCUCUCCCGGCAGGCCUACAUCUACAUCUACACCGGGGUGACCGUAUUGACCAUCGUCAUAACCCUCGUCCGUUCGUUCUCCUUCUUCUGGGCGUGCAUGCGCGCCUCCAGACGACUGCACGACAACAUGUUCCGCUGCAUCAGCCGCGCCACUAUGCGCUUCUUCAACACCAACACGUCGGGACGCGUACUGAAUCGUUUCUCCAAAGACAUGGGCGCGGUGGAUGAGCUGUUGCCAAUCGCCCUGAUCGACUGCAUCCAAAUCGGCCUGGCGUUACUCGGCAUCAUCGUCGUGGUCGCCAUCGCGAAUCCUUGGUUACUGAUACCCACCGUGAUCAUCGGGAUCGUAUUCUACUACCUGAGAGUCUUCUACCUGGCCACCAGCCGCAGCGUCAAGCGUUUGGAGGGCGUGACACGUUCGCCGGUCUUCGCUCAUCUGAGCGCGACUCUGCAAGGACUGCCGACGAUUCGUGCUUUUGAGGCUUCGGAAAUCCUUACGAGAGAGUUCGAUCGUCACCAAGAUCUCCAUUCGUCCGCGUGGUACAUCUUCAUCGCUUCCUCGCGCGCGUUCGGCUUCUGGCUGGACGUUUUCUGCGUGGUGUAUAUUGCGUUGGUCACUCUGAGCUUCCUGGUGUUGGAUAACGAUGGUCCCGGCUCGAUGGACGGCGGCAGGGUGGGCCUGGCGAUCACCCAGAGCAUCGGCCUCACGGGAAUGUUCCAGUGGGGCAUGCGGCAGAGCGCCGAGCUCGAGAACCAAAUGACAUCGGUGGAACGCGUUCUCGAAUACAGCAAGUUAAGCAGCGAGCCUCCUCUCGAGAGCACCCCCGACAAGAAACCGACGGACGAGUGGCCGGAGGAAGGCAAGAUCGAGUUCAAGAGCGUGUGGAUGCGCUACGCGCCGUUGGAGCCGCCCGUGCUGAAGAACCUCAGCUUCGUCAUCCAGCCGCGCGAGAAGGUGGGCAUCGUCGGCCGCACCGGCGCCGGAAAGUCUUCCCUCAUCUCAGCGCUCUUCCGCCUGGCCGACGUGGAGGGUCCGAUCGAGAUCGACGGCGUCGACACGAGCACCAUCGGCCUGCACGACCUGCGCUGCAAAAUCAGCAUCAUCCCGCAGGAGCCGUUCCUCUUCUCCGGCACACUCCGGCGCAAUCUCGACCCCUUCGACACGUACAAGGACGACGUGUUGUGGCAGGCGCUCGAGGAGGUCGAACUGAAAGAGAUGGGCCUGGAGGCGCACGUCAACGAGGGCGGUUCCAAUCUCAGCGUCGGCCAGCGACAGUUGGUUUGCUUGGCGCGCGCCAUCGUGCGCAACAAUCCGAUACUCGUGUUGGACGAGGCCACCGCGAACGUGGAUCCGCGCACCGACGAGCUCAUCCAGAGGACCAUCCGCAGGAAGUUCGAGAGUUGCACGGUGCUCACGAUCGCCCACAGGCUCAACACUGUUAUGGACAGCGAUCGUAUUUUGGUGAUGGACGCCGGCAGCGCGGUGGAAUUCGAUCAUCCUCACCUGCUGCUGCAGAAGGAGACCAGCUUCCUGAAGAGCAUGGUGAACGAGACCGGCAAGGCGAUGGCGGAGGCCCUGGCCGGCGUCGCCAGUAACAGCUACCGCGAGCGUGCGUCCACGACGCUCUGAUCAGCGUGCCCGCUAAUUGUCUAAUCGCCUGCGGCAGAUCACAGACAGAAUACCGUCCCGGUAGCCGAAGUUGAAGGUCCGCCGCGAGUCGUUCCCGCCGAGCCUUGGAUCCAACCGAAUCUCCAGGAGGAGCUCCAACUUUCCGCCAGGACAGCAGGGAAAUUAAGAACGAACGGGGAGAUUCGUCCGGAUAAACACGGAGAGAUCGUAGUUCCGAGGAGUUUCGAGGUUCCGAGGGUAGCCGAAGCGUCCGGGGAAGCCGAGGACGCGAUAUGAUUCUUGGUCGAGUCUAUAUCGGACAGGAUCUCUCGCAGGACACGAGAUUAAUUCGAGGAUCCAAAGGACCCGGAGAGACGCCAGCAGGACAGGCGAGAGGAGCGACGAGGAAUCUUCACUGGGGGGGGAUUAAUGAAUUAAUCAUCGUUCUUACCGCAAGCUGCGCGGCCUUAUAGUUGGACGUUUCAUUUUUGUUACUAUUUUUUUUCUGUCCCCUUCUCCAAUUAGUUCGUCGGGAAUUCUCAGCCAUAUCGCAGCGCGGUCCGCUAUUAUCGCCGGUAUAUACCGGGUGUCUGAACAUUUCCGGACAACCUGGCGAGUUUUUCGAACGAAGAGGAGGAAAGGAGAGGAGAUGAAAAGUUCCCGCCAAUCGACGCGUCUGCGGUAACAGUAUUAUUACGUCAUUCUUAUGUGUCAGUCUGACUCAGAUUUCGUCGGGAAGCUCAACCUGUCGGAUCUCACCGGGAUCUCUCCUCAACGAUCAUCGCGAACGCUUUCAGGGAAUCAGUCGGGAUUCGUGGGAGGUGCUCAAAGGCAAGGAUUUUUUUUUUUUCACUUAAUUAUGGCCGAGAAUAAUUUUGUCUUAGCAACGAAAGGGAAAGAAAGAAGGAAAAACCAGAAGGGAAUAAUUUUAAAUGUAAGCGGAAAAAAGAUCAGGGGAUGCGCGCGCGAAAAUGAAGAACAAAGAAUGCUAAUGACCACAACAAAAGGUCUUUUGUAUUUUCCAAGAGUCUGCAUAAUCGUCGAGUUCUACGAUUGUAAACAUUUGAAAGAUUUGAGGAUCACGAGACCGAAAUUUGUUACCCGAUCAAUCGGCCGUUGAUUGUGAAACUGUCGCAGCGCGGAGAAGAAAAGUGGGAGGGUGAGGCGUCAUAAUUGAGACGAGAUUUUGACUAGCUAGAAUUUAAGGAGAUUGUAAGGCUCGUAUUUUUAGUGACGACUAUCAUAUAUAUAUACAUAAAUAUAUAUUGAUAUAUAAUUAUAUAUUUUAUAUAUAUGAACAUAUUCUAUAUAUAGUUAUAUGAGAAAUCUUUCCGACAGAGUAUACAUGUUCGUUUUACUACCUAAAUAAUCAAUUUGCAUAUAUCUGCAUAUUGUAUAGUUUUUAAUAUCAUAGUAAUUUUUUAUCAAAAUCUCAUUUUUAAUUUGGGAGAAAUGAAAAAUGGCACGCUAAUCUCAAGGAACGUGUAUAAAUAGUGUCAAAUUAGUUGCAAAUAUCUCAGCUCUGGUCGAGCUUUUUCUAAUUAUACGGACCAGUCGGAAUAACAUUUUUUAAUGUGUACAAGUAAUGCGAGUUUCAUCGAAUUCUCAUCAAACUCAUUUCGCCUUACAACUUCCUUAAAUGCCCGCGUGAACUCUUCGGGCGUUCCUCGAGGAAUUGCGCUACGAUCGAUCGCUGGGAAUUAAUCCCUGAGAGACUCGAUUGAUCCUCGACAACUCGGCCGCCACGCAGGAUCCUUGGUGAACCGGCGGGCUGACGUGGACGUACUUAACGUUAGAUAACACAGCAAAGAACGAUUCUUUUAUAUAUAUAUAUGUAUAUAUAUAUAUACACACACGCACGUUAUAUGAACAUAUACUCCGACAAGCGCGGAUACACACGGGGUGUCCGGCGAGAACGUCGCGGCUAGAAGCGGGUCCAUAAUUCGUCGUACAUCACUGCCAGCGGAUAGUCCGGUCGGUUCCUUCCUCUUUCUUCACCGGGUCCACCCCGUAUGCGUGUGCAUUCACCGUUUUUUUCCCGCGACAAUUCACAAUGUUCCUGCUCCGUUUAUUACAACGCCGAUGCUACAAGUACAAGCGAGACCAAAAGGGGGGAAAAUAGAAGGAAGAUGUAGGAAAAUAUAUUCAGGUGCCUCCGUAAUAAUAAUAAUUAUAAUAAUUAUUGCGAGGAGCGAGACACUUAUAUAUGUUAGGUACGCGCGGAUACUUACGAGAUACGUCGUUUUCUUUUUCUAUUACCUCUAUUGUUACUAUCGUACGUUACUUUACCGUCGCUCCUGUGUUAUUACUACCUUCACAUCGUUGAUGUUAAGCGAAAGCCUGCGGCGUAUAUUCGAGCUUUCAUCGUGUAAAUAAUGCAGAAUCAAAAGUGUAAACACACGAAAAAAAGAAGAAAAGAUAGAAACGGCGAAAUAUCAAAGUACUUAAGUAUAUAUACACACGCACUCACUCACACACACACACACACGCGCGCGCGCCUUCUAUGUAUCGAUCGCGUUUUGUACUUGCGAUUUUUCUACGCCGAGCCUGAAGAAGAGAAAAACCCGUGAUAGCGACACAUUUGUCUGCGGCUUUUGAUGCUCUUUUAUGCGCGCAUAUGUACGUAAAAACCUAUAGUUUGGCCUCUGAAAGGUGAGAGCGAGAUGGAAUAGCGAUUUCGUGUGAUUUUUCAAGAUUGAGAAAUAUCUCGAGACAUCGAGAAGCCUGAGAGAAACAUCUUGCGAUCGUACGUAAUCGCACGUCCUCCCGAAAUCACAUGCUGAACGGAGGACAGACGGACGAUCGCGGUCAUGGUCGUCAGUCUAUGCGCGGCGAGGUCUUCGUCGUUUCCCUCAGUAUCGAUACCACCGAGUACACCAGCGAGUCCGAUCGGCCACUUUAAUGAAGUUCGAUAUUAUAUAUAUAUAUAUAUAUAUCGAAUCUUAAUUAUGAAUGACGAAUAUGUCGAAUAUAUAUGUCGUAAUCAGAACGUACAGAGUGGUGUCGGAGUGAUUAGGUCAGAACGAUGAUGAUUUGAUACACAGUUUUAUACACGAAGUGGCUGGUAUGGUUGCGGGGGUGUACCGAUAGCGAGAAGAAGAUAGAAAGAAAAGAAGACGAGGAACACGGAGAGCGACGAGCGAGCGCCUCGUGACAGAGAGGGGGUGCGUAUAUAUAUAUGUAUAUAUAUAUAUGUCCUGUACAUGAAGCGAACGUCCGUUGUAAUCCGUCAUUAAUCAAUAUUUAUUACGUAGGUAGAUGCAUUGUACUUUUAGGUGGUAGAUCGAAUUAUUACAAGUACCUUACGUACAAGUGCCUAUGUAACGCUAUUGUAAAUGAGAAAUACAAAAUACAAAGGAUUA
Messenger RNA from Dinoponera quadriceps, 7655 nucleotides. Its product is annotated as probable multidrug resistance-associated protein lethal(2)03659. Gene Ontology annotation, molecular function: ATP binding; ATP hydrolysis activity; ABC-type transporter activity. Lineage: Eukaryota; Metazoa; Arthropoda; Insecta; Hymenoptera; Formicidae. The transcript has 16 exons. The record is from RefSeq and is a predicted model, not a curated record. Bases 295 to 4314 code for a protein of 1339 amino acids. Gene Ontology annotation, cellular component: membrane. Gene Ontology annotation, biological process: transmembrane transport.